Hypomesus transpacificus is the source of this 1505-nucleotide messenger RNA. RefSeq names its product growth arrest-specific protein 7. Lineage: Eukaryota; Metazoa; Chordata; Actinopteri; Osmeriformes; Osmeridae. The coding region runs from base 380 to 712 and encodes 110 amino acids. Gene Ontology annotation, molecular function: protein binding. The record is from RefSeq and is a predicted model, not a curated record. The transcript is spliced from 2 exons.
AUUGAUGACUGAGUCCCACGGUGACUCAUUGGCAAAACGCGGACUAGAGGACCGAGUUUUGUCAUUGAACAGGCUGCAGAGUAGGAGCAGAAAGGGUGGAGGACUGACUUGACUGUGGACUUCGCAAGACGAGGCUCACACAAACACAUUAACGGAGAAACCACGCGUGCAUCAACAAGAUAAGCUACUGGGAUUUUACUUCCACACACUUUUUAAAACAGGUUUAAACCUGAUCAACAUGCUGGUGUCAUUCAUGAACUAAUCAACAUUACACGUUUUACGAGAAACUCCACUUCAGAGAAAUUUCAUUUUUCGAGGAGGGGAUCGGAAGUGUGGACAAGCAGUACACAACUAAAGCGGACCCGACGGCAGAGUUGAGAUGUCUGGAUCGUACUGCAAAAGUCUAUACUCCUUCAGUGGGGAUCAGCAUCAACAGGGUUUGACUUUCGAAGCGGGAGAAAUUAUAAAGAUUAUUCAGGCGUUACCCGGCGGCUGGUGGGAAGGAGAGAAGGACGCAGUUAGGGGAUGGUUCCCCUCAAGUUACGUCCAAGUCCUGGAGAAGACGGCUUCUCUCAGCCAGCUCCCAGUGGAAGACCUCAGAGACCCCCUCCCCGCACACUGGAAGUGCUACAUGUCGCCACAAGGGCGGCGAUACUACGUCAACACUGCCAGCAACGGUAAGACCAGGCGAAAAAUAUACGCCGUCAGAUAAUUCAGUCGUAACUCUUUUGAACUCUUUCACUCAAUUUUGACGAAAUAGUUCCAGGGGUGAUUUGUGCAUUUAGAGUCAUUUCCCUUCAAUGCAAUGUCAGGAUUAUCAGUAAAGGUGGUGAUUUUUUUUCACACAGUCAAAAUAUCUUGAUAUUAUUCUCAGUCUGUCUGGGAAGAAGUCAUUUUACUGCUAAUGUUGAGAAGAGGAUGUCUGAAAGCACAAUGUGCUCUUUACCCCUUUGUGACGAGUCAUUGAUGUGCAGGAUGGCAGGAAGGCUGAUUGUGAAUAGGUUUACAAACUCGGGUCUAAGAACUGUCUGGAGUUAGAGAGUGGGAGGAGGUUGCACUCUGACAGGAAAUAGACCUGACAGGAAGUAGACCGGACACAAAGUAAACCUGACAGGAAGUAGCUCAAACAGGAAGCUGAUAUGACAGGAAGGGAAUCUGUCAGGAAGUAGAUCUGACAGGAAGUAGAUCUGGCAGGAAUGGAAUCUGAUGGGAAGUAAUUGUGGCAGAGAGUGCUUCUGACAGGGAAAGCUGGACAGCUGAGCUGACUAUAGGAUAGUUUUCUCUCCGUGCUCUGGUCUCUCUCCGCUAGGCUGCUACAAGGGAUGAGGACAUCUGAAUCCUACACCAGAUAUGUCAUCCGCUCCUAGCAGUGUCUGACACAAUCAAGCCUCUGUUUGUCCCCUGAGCCAGCAUCCCACACAGAAGAACACACAUUUGUGCUUAUAGACAGACACAUGCGCACGUACAUAGUACAUACAUACAAAUACAUACACACAGUGAAUGUA